AGCGUCGCCAACUGCCCCGGCGUCUGCGUCAACCACAACCGCAGCCCGCUGGUGCGCCGGCCCUCCCUGCACAUGGACACGGAGCUGUGGUACAACGGCAGCGACGUCUACGAGGCCUGGCGCCUGCUGCUGAGCGCCGGCACCGAGCUGGGCUCCAGCCCCACCUUCCGCUACGACCUGGUGGACGUCACGCGGCAGGCGGCUCAGCAGCUGGUGAGCGACUAUUACCUGAGCAUCCGCCGGGCCUUCCAGAGCCACGCGCUGCCGGAGCU
Molecule: messenger RNA, 272 nt
Organism: Antrostomus carolinensis (chuck-will's-widow)
Lineage: Eukaryota; Metazoa; Chordata; Aves; Caprimulgiformes; Caprimulgidae
Gene: NAGLU
Product: N-acetyl-alpha-glucosaminidase
Exons: 1
Source: RefSeq, a predicted model, not a curated record